UGGGGCCCCUCGGCAAUAGGGGAUCAUGGGGCCCCUGUGUCCUUGCCCAAACUCAAAAAAGCCUCUAAAACUGGUCUAUCUGCUCAGUUAAUAUGGCACACACCCCUCCGGACAGUUCCCUGCACCAGGAAGAGGGCGCUUAGUCAAUUCCCCGGAAUGAGUCUGACCUGGGACCAGGGAUGGACUAACAACUCUUGGGACCCCCCCGGGCAAUAGGGGAUCAUGGGGCCCCUAUGUCCUUGCAUAAACUCAAAAAAGCCUAUGAAAAAGGUACCAGGGGCAUCUCAUGGGGCCCCCUACUGACCCCGGGCCCUCGGGCAGUGCCCGAGUUUCCAAAUGGUCAGUCCCUGCCUUGGACUCUUCC
Messenger RNA from Staurois parvus, 364 nucleotides. NCBI's taxonomy places the organism in Eukaryota, Metazoa, Chordata, Amphibia, Anura, Ranidae. The record is from the annotation of a GenBank genome assembly.